Molecule: messenger RNA, 18873 nt
Organism: Cinara cedri
Lineage: Eukaryota; Metazoa; Arthropoda; Insecta; Hemiptera; Aphididae
Source: the annotation of a GenBank genome assembly
AUGUCAAUGUUAAUGUGGAUUUGUCUCAUCGCUGUUUGGGCGCUGCUUGUGUCAACUGAGGGUCAAGGAUUCAUCGAUGAUGACUCGAAUGUUUCUCUGGACGUGGAUAACAGAGAUGACGACAGCUGGACUUCCGAAGCGGUAUUAGAUGUGGCUUUCUACCUGAGACUGUACAAGUUUAACGACUUCGACCGCAGGUUAGUCCACCGUGGUAACCGUACGUUUAAAAUCUUUUCCGCUUAGAAAAUGUAAUUUUUUGGAUCGAAAUGUUCCCUCUAAAAAACUGACCUUACCGUUAAUAUAUAAUUUCUGUGCGUCAAGGUAAGGUUCACAAGGUGUAUCAAUAGCGAAGAAGUGCUACAGGAUCUAAGUCUCUGACGAAAUUAGAUUUGCUAACGGUUAUUAUCGUUUAAUUUGCUAUUUCGACCCGUAGUUGUAUUUUUCUUAUUUAUUAUAAUGUGAAUACAUAGAUGUGUUAGAUUCAAAUCGGCACGAGGAAUCUAUUGGUUUAAUUACGAUAUGUGAUUCUGUAUUUUUUUAAUUUUUUUUUUUUGCCAGUGAUCAACUUUUCUACCAGAAAUCUAGUUUCGAUGUGUCAAUAAUUAGUGUAGCACCUUUUCUGAAAGGAAAGUUUUUUAAAUUGGUAUUGACAAUGAAAUAUUAUUUAUAAAUCAUAGACAAUCGAAUUAUUAAAUUUAUCCGGAAAUGUUAAAAGAAUAAUUCCAAAAAAAAAAAAUGUCAACAAUUUAAUUUUUACAAACUAAAUAAGUGUAAAAUUGAUUUAUUAUCAAUUUAUGUAUUUCAUUUUUUAUGCUAAUAUUUUUUUUUUCUGAGAAAUGAUUAUGUUGACUUAGCAAUUUAUAAUAUCAUGAAAAUAGUAGACAAAUAAUUAAACGAAGAAACUCCUAGUCUCUUCCUUUUUACAUCCAUCUGAACUUCCCCUCAGUGGUUUACUUAUGUAUCCGAAAUACUUAUGUCAGCUUUCGUUCAAAUUUUGUCUAAUGGAAAAAAAUAAAACAUUUUUCGUAUUCAGUCAUGUCGAAUUAUCAUAGUUAAUUGAUAAUUUCAUUAAGCUAAAUAUUCAAUACGGGUUUAAGUUUUUAAAACGGAUUCCGCUUAUAAACAAAAUACUGUGAUUAGGAUGAAAGUUUAUCGAAUCAAAACGUAAUAUUUUAUACACGGUAACUUGAAAAUUCGAUUCAGGUCACUGGCUUCCAUAUUAAAAUUUCAACGGUAAUAAAAACUCAUUUCAAUGUAUAAGUAGUAAAUCUUUAUUAACAAUAUUGGUCAAAAAAAAAAAAAAAGUAAAAACUAAUUUUAAUUUUUAAGUGAGAAAUAUUUUUUAUGAUAAAAUGUUAUUAAAUUUUUAAUUUGGUUCAAUAACAUUCAAAUUCCGUUCUCUUCAUCGUAUCGUGAUAUUACAUCCGUUCUGCUAAUUUUCUUUUUCUUUUACCCCUGGGUAUAAUAUUUUCCUCCUGGAAAUACUGUUUAAAACAACUACCUAUAAGUGUUUACAUUAAACAAAUAAAAAAAUUAAUUAAAAUCUUCCUCCCUCUCGAAUUCUGGUUGGCUAAUGAUCUUCAUAGUAUUUAUGGAAUAAAAAUUUAAUUUCGUAGUAGUCGGUUGUGUUUCGAAACGUCAUUUCAAUAACGACGAAAUCGACCAGAUGGCGGAGAAGUAGUGGAAGCUGUUGGUGAGAAAGACCUACAACAAAGACAUACAAAAGAUAAUCCAAUGAAUAAACAAAACGAUAUAGAGCUCUAUAUUUUAUGGUUACAAAUAUAUUCACGUAUUUCACGUUAUUUUUUCAUAUUUUCUUACGUAUUCACGUGAAUAACAGUAGAACCUAAUACGAUCAUGCAUAGUAAAUUCACGUGUAUCAAUAGUACACACUAGAACACAAAUUUUUUCGUUCACGUGUACACGAACUCCAUUUUCACAUAAUUAUUGAUUCUCGCUUACAAUCGAUACUUCUACUUGUACCCUUACUUUCUGGACGGCCCUCAAAUAUUCCUAUUCGAAUAUAUAUUCUACAAUUUCGACAAAACUUACGUUAUUCUAUUCAAUGACCCUAAAAUGUAUAUAAUAUCUUUGUCCAGUACUUUAUGAAAUCGAUUUUUCGAUAUUUAGUUCUUAGCAGAUAUCAAUUGUCCUGAAGUGUACAUUACGCCCAAACGAUCCACAUAGUUUACACAAUUGACGCGACCAGCCACCCAAAGUCGAUAACAACAUGAACAUAUUAUAUUAUUUCACGUAUAUCACGUAUAUUGUACGGUUUAUCGGUCCAAUGGGUCAAAACAGCGAAUCCGCAAAUAAUAAUAAUGUAUGCGCCAUAAGGUUUAGGCGCACGUUUCCCGACGCAAUAAACCGUUUAAUUGUCUGGGCGGAGGAAUUUGUCGUCGAAAAGCGAAUUAUUGGACGCGGUAUCCGGUCUAAUGGGAGGAAACGGUGGAAAAGUGUCCACGCGCACAAACGGCAAAGGGAGAAGGGGAGGGCGAAGUCGUGAGUUAAACGAAGAUUUCGCAGCGCGAUUAUUAUAUGUAAUACAGAGCCAUGUUUUCGGAGGAUUUACGGUUUCCCGUUUCUUCGAUUUCGUAGUCGUCGUAAACCAAAUGUAUAACCGUUACAAUAUAAUAAUAUUGUACGAUCGGCCGAACGGAUAUUCGUUUAUAAUUUAUAUAUAUAUAUAUAUAUAAAUUAAUCCAAAGAAAUACUGUGAUAAUCAUGCAGGGCAGCGGUACAGAGUUCCUACGCCAAAACACAUCGAAGCUGGACGGUAACUUUUGUUGAAAAGUUAAAAGUCGACUUAUUACUCCUUUUGAUAACAUUCAACUUAACAAAUAUAAUUAAAAUAAAAUUAGCUCGGUUAUCUAUUUUAGUAAAUAAUUUCAACACGAUUCAAUAAUUAUAAUAAUGUAUUUUUAUUUUAACCCAACAUAUAUACAAUGAACAUAAAAGUUUCCAAGCUCCCGUAAGCCAUAAAUGUUUUUUGUGGGAAUAGGAUUCAAUAAUUUCUUUAAAUUUUUAGGAAGUAAGAUUUGCUACAUAAAAAAUGCAAUAAUUAUAUUCAUUAAUCUAAAUCAAAAAAAAAAAAAAAAAAAUAUUUACAAAAUAGAUAAUAUAGAUAGCAUACAAAUUUAAGAGCUGUAUAAAUAAAAAAUAUAUAAUUUAGGUAAAGUAAAUAAAGUAUAUAGAUUCAAACAUUCAUAAUACUAAUAAUUUAUUAACAAAUUUUGUAUACAAAAUAAAAUUAUGGAAACUCAAUAUAUUUAUAUUAAAUCUGAUACAUAAAUAAAUUUUAAUAUUUAAUGGAUUCAUUUUAUCAAAAUUGGAGUUCAAAUUUUACUUAGCCAAAUUAAUAGUUGAUUGGUAUCUUCUACGAUAGUCGUGAAUUUUUGGUAAAGUAAGUAAGUAAAAUAUUUAAAAUUUAAUAAUAACCGUUUUUUAAAAUGUUGGUCUAAAUUUUGAAUAUUUAGGAUAUUAGUAUUAUUGUUAAUUUAUGGGUCAUUAAGAAUAUAUUUAAUUAGUCUGUUAACUGUUCUAACUAAAGAAUUUAGUUAUUUUGUCAAACAAUUUCGAAUUUUUUUUUUUUAACUAAUAUUUUUUGCAAUUUUUUUUCGACAAUUAUUAAGUAAUUUUACGUGGAUCAUCGCAUACCGAGACAAGUUACGAGUCUUGUAUAGAACAUCUAUAAAAGCCUAAAUAUUAGAGUACAAAAUAAGUGUACAAGUGUAUAAUAUCGCAAAAGUUAAUUUUAAAAAAAGGAACUUUUAACUAUUAAUUUAACUUUGAUAUCGUUUUUCUGAAAACGUCACCUUAACUUUGUUACUCUCAGAUUAGUUUUUGUUUUAAAUUUAAUUUUGCUUUGUUCUUUUUUUUUGGUUGUACUUUAUUUACAUUAGGUAAUUGGUUAACCCACCCAACUUUGCAAAUCGAAAUAUAUUCACAUAUAAUACGAUUUUAUUAUGUUUAGGUCUCUACGUGGGUGUAAACUGACAUAUUCGCAAUAUGCUAAUUCUUACACACGUUUAAACAAAAAAUAUAUGGAAAGAGAAAGAGUGAGAGGCAGGAUAAAUUAGUCAAAAUAGGGUAAUACCGGGUCACCCUGAUUUCUAACGAACCGUGGUACUUAUCUAAAACCAUGCUGAUCAGACGAGAAUUUUAAAAACGUUAACAAACAAACAAAUUCGUUAUCUGCGUGUAAUGUAAAUCGAACGUGUGUAGUUUUACGAAUAUUAAGAGUUCUGGAUGCGAAAUUUGAAUGCGCUCGUUUUGUUCGUUUCGAUAUUUUUUUUUUUGCGUUAUUAAAUAUUUUUUACAUGACCGUUCCGAGACUCACAACGAUGUAUGGAGAUACCUUUAAGUGUUACACGUUUCGAACCGGCCGACAGAACGUGCGUUUUAAUUUAUAAUAUUUUUUAUCAAGAGAAAAAAAAAACAAUUACCGGAAAUCAGUGUCGUAGAAACACCACGGUUAUUCGCGUUUUGUUAAAUUUUCCAUUUUAUAAUAAUAAUAUUAUUAUUAUUAUUAUGUAUUAUGUUGUCGUCUUGGAGUCAUUUUUCACUUUUAUGCGCUCUAUAUUCCGAGGCUUAAAAUCUGGUAAUGGGCGUGUAGAGGCGGCGGCGGCGGUGCGGGCGACCGUAGACUUUUACAAUUUCAUCCUCGGCGUGGCGAUACCGUCGGGCCCAUAAAACGCAAAAUAUUAUAAUACUAUAGCAAACUGCGCGCGAACAUCGUAACAUACUACGGGCAUAAUAAUAGUAAUAAUAAUAAUAAUAAUAAUAAUAAUAAUAAUGAUAAUUUGCGGCGCUGGAGGAGUUUAAUAAUAAAAAAAAUGCAUAUUUAUAAGGAUCAAAUAUUUAUUGUAUUAUAUAGGUACCUAAUAAUAUAUAAGUAAUAACAAAUAAUAAUGUACGAGCGUGAAAAAUUACGCGUAUUACAUAUAAAUAUUUAUAUUUAUAUUUAUUUUUUUUUUAUCGAAUUCGUUAUAAAUUUACGUGACGCCCCGCAUCGAACCGAAUAUUACGGUGAAAUUAUCGUUAUAAUUGUUAUUUUUUUACGAUUAAGUAGGUAUUGGACGGGCCUUCAAUUACGCGACCGUUUAUACGCGAUACCUAAAGUAUUAUUGUAAUCGCAUAGGUUUUUGGUGUAGAGUUUCGUAAAAACGUACUGCGUUAUUGCACGGGUGUACACGGCAUUGCAUUUUUAGGGAGUUUAUCCGUGUUCAUAAUGGCGGACACACAAUAGUGUAAGAUUUCGCUUUAGGAAAUAAAUGAUUGAUUAUCGAAUUGCUUAGUAGGUUUUGCGACGAUAUUGUUAUUAUUGUAUUCGAAUAGGGAAUAAUACUCAUAACUGGUGGACAGGGUGGGUAGCCGAAAAAAAGUCUAAAAGUCAAAGAUAAAUUGAGGUUUAUAUACUUGUGGAGUUUUUUUUUUUUUUUUUUACGAGAGAAGAGGAGUUAAUACGUAGUGGAAAUCUACCGAAAAAUGCCUCCGUUAUUUCGAUUUACCGAAGACUAAAAGUAGACAUUUUCAAAAAGUCUAUCAAAAUUUUCAUACAUUUCUUUAGAUAUUAUUAAGAUUUAUUAAUAUUAUUUUUAGUCAAAGUUAUUUUUGGCUAUUUUCAAUUGAUUUGGCACAACAUAACGCUAUACAGAGGACUACAAUAAUUUAUAGAAGAACGGUCGUGAAUUAUCAUUUUUUUCACAAACAACCAAUUAUUUAAACUUAAAAUUACGGAUUAUCAUAAUAUUAUAAUUCACACCAUCCUUUUUUUCACAAUAAUAAAUUAGGUAUGUAAUGAUUUGUAACCUGAAACAUAAAAUUUCGUAAAGAAUUCAUGUAUUAUUAUAUCUCACAAAUUCCAUUUCAUCAUACUAGUUUUAAUAAUGAUAAAUUAGAAUAAAUAAAUGUUAUAAAAUAUAUCGCAAAUGUAUUUAUUUUUUUUUUUUUUUAAUUCUUAGGUAUUAUUUGAAAAGUGACAAAAACAGCUCGUAUUUUUACGCGCAAUUUCCUGUACCUCCUUUGAUAUCGUUUCACUGGGAAGUAUACGAAAAAUGUUCAGAAAACGUUCUGACAUGUUUAAAGUACUUACAAGACGUGAUCUCGGAUACGCAGUUUCAGGUGAUUAAAUAACAUUGCGCUACCUAUUAUUUAUUUAUAAUUACGAAAAGUUUAUUCGAAUGAGUUUUAUAAUGAUAUUACGCGUUAGUGAAGUAUCAUUUGUAAUUUAAUAUAAACGAUUUGUAGCGACGUUCAGUUAAACAUAGUUUUUAAAUUGACGUGAAAAUAUUGAGCUUAAAAUAGUUUGUAAAAAAACAAAUAUAUAUACGCAUAAAAAUGUCCGUUCCCACCACUUAGUACAAUUUAUGGUGAGCCUUUAAGUCACGUUUUCUAGCAUUAUUUCUGAAACAAAAUUGUUUAUUAAUUUAAAACUAAAUGAAAAAAUUAAAACACUACAAAAUUCCAAAUGCCAAUAUUAGAUCAAAAAUUAUUUUACCGCGUACUGAAAGGGCGAAUAUUCAGUGAAAAAUGUAUGUCUCUAUAUUGAUUACUAAUAGAAGUCGCACUGAACAAACGAAAUCGAAAACAAAAGAUACAGUUAUUACGUAUGUUUUUUCAACAUUUCUUCCCAACUAUUAAGUAAGAAAACUUUAACGAAAAUCAUAAAAAGAUCUUUUUAACGCAAUAGCUGGCAAAAAACACUUUUACCAGAAACUGCCACCAAAGUUUACGGUUGGAGCAUGCUUUCUGGUAGAAAAGAUGUUUACAUGAUGAUAAAAAAAAAGCACAUAAUAUAUCAUACUAAAACUAAUGUAUUCCUCUCCGGUACGCGCAGAAUCUAAAGAUGUACGACGAGCACAAAGUUUUUAAACUGACAAAAAAAAAAAACAAAAAUAUAAAAUAAAUACCGAUGACUUUUUAUUAACACGCCCGGACAACAAUAAAUGUUUAAGGUCCUCUAUAUAUACUCUGCUUAGUUCAACGACGGUCCCCAGGCACUAUAAUAGUCGUUUUCUCAAACAUGUUCUGCCUUGUACUGCCUAUUGUCAUUUGUCCACUAUUGUCCGGUAUAUUCUAUUUUGCCUUACCUUAUGUUAAUCUAUUAUUUGAAAAAAAUUUAAAAAGCUGUCCCAGGAUAAUGGGAACGGGUACAGCCAUUGUUAUCCUUCGUUAUAGGUAAUUUAAUGCAUAUCUGUAAGCAACGAUUAACCAUUAUUGCUAAUAAAAAAACCAUUCUGAGGAGAGUUCAAUUGAUAGUGUUGCUUUGUCAACAAUAUAUGUGUUAUAUUUUGGUAAAACAAUUACAUAACAUGCAUUAUAUAUUUUCUUUGGAAAUAUUUGUUUAAUAUUGUACCUAUUUUCCGGUUUUUCAUACGUUUUUCCCAUUUGUUGGGAAAACUUCAAGGAAAAACAACAAAAAAAUACCUCCCCAGUUAGAUUUCGUUUUGGAAAAAGUACUAUCGUUUAAAAUCCUAGUAAAAUUGCUUGCACCCAGAGGGGAAAAAAAAUAAACAUAUUGUUAUACUGACAUAUUUCUCGCUCCACUAAAAGACAUAUUGUAAUAAUGUUCAAAAAUAUUUCGUUAAAAUUAUACAAACUGUAUUGCUAUUUAUAACAAUACGGAUAGUGUAAUAAUAUGUUAUCUCCUCGGAAUAUGUAUAUUUCCAUAAUAAUAUCAUUACUUCAGGUGUAAAUAGCAUACUAUGGGAAAUCUCGCGAAUUUCUUGAGAAUAAAAUGGAUGCCUGCACUUUAGUCGCCGUCUCUAUAGUAAACUAUAAUUUCAAUAAUGAAUAUUCAUUAAUUAUAUUAUGUAAAAUUGCCUAAAACAAAGUUGGCAGUUUUGUAUUAAUUAUUGAAUAUUUUUGCUGACAAAAAUUUCGCAGUUGACAUUAUUACGUAUAAAUUAAAUACUACCGCCGCCGCGUAAUAUUUACUUUAUAAAUACUUGGACGAAGAGGAGCGAUAAUAAGGAAAGUUCGGAGUUUGAACGAGAUAAUUUUUGCUUUUUAAUUUUACAAAAAAUAAAACGCUGGGACAUUACCGAAUCGAAAUCUAACGAAGAACUCUAUAUAAAAUAUUGAUAAAAUUGUACGACGACAUCAAUAAAAUUAUACGCAUUUAAACAAAUUGGUAUUUUAUUUUGAGAAUACAUUUCGGUGAAUUGUAUUUAACAAACUGUAUAGCACUUUGUUCCAACAAUAAAAUAUUCUUACCUUGGUAUAGAAUUUGUUUAGUUUAAUCGUCCCACGCGUUAUAAUGGGACAAAUCCUGUGAGAUAUUGACAAUAUAGCAUUUUUGUAAAAACGUGUAUAGUUAUUAUUAUUAUUAUCAAUUAUUCUGCUUAUUAACAACUUUUAUACUCGAAAUCGUGUCUCGAUUUUUAAGUAUAGCAUUUUUUUUUUAAUGUCAACUAGUUGGUUUAUUGAGAUGAUUAUUUGUUAUUAUUAUUUUUUUUUUCUUUACUCAAUAAUUUAUGAAAAUCAGGAAGAUUUACGAUAAUAAUGAUAAUAUUUUUUAUUUUUGUUCAUCGAUUGGAAAUAAUCGUGAAAAACUGAGAUUUCACCGUAAUACUUAUAUUAACCUCUUUUAGGCUUGAUGAAAUAUUUAAAAUAUUCUGGCACAUUAUUGAUCUAUUUUAUAUUUAGGCAUUUAAAAUUUUCGAGAUUUUUUACCAGUUAUUUAGUUUAAUGUAAAUAAAAGUGUUCGACUAAACAAAAAUGAUUAAAAAUUGAACAGAAAGUUAAUUUUAAGGCGUCCAUUUUAGUAAAAAAAAAAAAAUUUGUUGAAUGCAGUGUUUUUUAUUUUUAUAAGAAAUUUGAUAUCAAAUUUUGACCAAAAUCGUAAAUAUCACGGCCUGUGUAACAUGUAUGACUUAACUUCGCUCCGAAUCGCUUUUCGUGAACAAUGGAUUAUUGUUGCAUAUAAAUUUAAAAACUGAAGUCUCCUCUAAAUCCUAUCUUCUUAACUGCUCAUUUACAACAAUGGCCCAACCUGUCGUGCGAAACAUGCCAUUCUUUUAUAUCAUUUUUUUUUCUUUUUUAGUGCAUAUUUGCAUAUAUUUAAAGUGUUUGUUUGCAUAUUAAUAUUUGUUCUAAUAAUAAAUGACAUUAUUUUAUAAUAUUUCCGGACUCAGAGGAUCUCGUCUACCGUUCACGUGAUGCGACAAAUGAACUGGACUAUGGAGAAAAAUAGCAAUAUGAUUCGUAUGGUCAACGACGAGUGUUUGAGGUUGAAAAUGUCGGAUUGGGAGAAACCCGUGCCGUUUCGAGGCCCGUUGGACAGAUUCCGUUGGAGGGUCACUGCAAGCUAUUUCAUGUGUUGGUACACGAUGCAGGUAAACGAUGUGGGUUCCGGAUUAUUGUGUAACAUUCGAUUCUGACCUAAGCGAUGUGUGAUGUGUUUGGUUUAACUAUGAUCCGUUUCUGUAUAACUUUUUUACCGGAAAGGUCUUGCUCAGAUUUUCAGGUUAAGCGUCUUUUCGGAAUGAAAUUUUAUUGAGGUCACGCAUUGAAGGGAUCAUCUUUUUUAUUUUCAUAGUAGUUCUUUUAAUAAUUGGGAUUAAAAAAACCACAGAAAAAGAUGCAUUAAUGGUUUCAUUAAAUUGUAAUUGUUUAUAUUUAUUUUAUUUUUUUAUUUUUAUCUGAAAUCAAUAAUUACUGGGCCUCACUGAGAAAAACUCGUGUGGAAGCCCAGGAGUUAUCUUAGUUUACACAUUUUUUCAUAUAUAUAUUUUUACGAGUACAUAUUAUGUAUUUUAUUAUAAUAUAAUAAUAUUAUCAUAAAUAUAAGUACCUAUUUCGCGCGUGCGCGCUCGCCCGUGUGUGUAUGUAAUAUAUUUUUCUUUCGGUUAUAUUGCCAAAAAUCUUAUAGGACAAAUCGGAAAUUGGCCAAAUGCCGAAUAGAAUAUAAAAACGAUUUUUCUUUUUCUUUUUUUUUUUUCGUUCCUUUUUUCGAAUCACCGAGCAACGUGUAAUUCAUCGGUUACGCAUAUAAUAUUACAUUCAACGGCUAUUAUAAAACACGUAUAUUCGUAUAUACCUUUAUAUUAUUUUCUUCUUCAAUCAAAUACUCGAAUAAACGAAGUCUAAUGAUUUUCUGUUUGUUCGGUUUACAGCGUGAGUUUCUGAGAACGCUAACUCGAUUUGUAUGGUUAAAUUAUGCAUUAUGCAAAUCGAUGUUUUCAAAUACAUAAAAUUUCUUACAACAAUUUGAGGAGCAUCUUGCGCCCUAAGGGCGGAUUGGGACUGGAAAAUUCACCGGGAUUUAAAUAUAAAGUGACUACAUAAGUAUAUUGAUUACACACAAAACAAAGUAGAUUAAUUGUUGAAUUUCUUAGAAUUUAUAAGGGUGGAGAUGACAUGCUAAAUGGGCCAUACGUUUUGAGUAAAUAUUAAAGCGUUUUCCAAACUAGAAACAGCUAUGUCAAUUGUAAAUUUAAACCAUUUUAAAUAAAUUUUCUCAGUAAGAACUGUUCCAAAUUCAAUCAACUUCUCCAAAAACGACCCUGCUUUAAACCGCGUCGGCGAAUUAAAUUCCAAAAGAAUAGACAUUUCUUCUAAAGUACAAGAUUUCCGCACUUGUCGACACGAAUUUUUUCGAUUAAUUUAUGUCACACCUUAUGUAAGCACAAAGAGCCGCCACUGUAACGUCCACAGGUCAGAUAACCAAAUUUAGCACUGGCCCACUGGGAAAUUUCCCGGUAUUUCGGUGGCUUAAUCCGCGCCCCUCUGACCUGCGAUGAUACUGACUUUGUUUUUUCAAAUGAGAACCCACCUGCUGUAGUAGUGAAAUUUUAAUUUUUGCGUAUUCUAAUCGAAAUUAGAACUUAAGUUUUUAAAAGUUAUUCCACUUAAAAUAGGACAAUAGUCUAUUGAAACAAUUGUAAAUGCGUAUGAUUUUGGUAAUAAUAUUAUUAUUUUUCUUAUCCAUGACAAAUAACAUUCAAAUGUAUUAUUAUUAUUAUUAUUUCGUAUAGCACUAUAUGAAAUACAUAUUUCACCUUAACAAGUAUAAAUAUUUUUUUUUUUUGAGAUUAAAUAAAUAAUAAUUGAUAUAUAAAUGAAUAAUAAUAUUAAAAAAAAUGUCAUAUAAUAUCCAGUUACUCCAUCCACGUUAUUGCUUCUUUUUUACCUUGAUAUUGAAUGUCGUGUACGGAAACUAUGAUUGCUCGCAUUAGGCAUUCGUUAACUAUGUGACUGAUAGUCUGCAAUGCGUGACCACAAUCGCAUACCUCUGAAUCACGCAGUCAUCAUCCAAAUAUCAUUUGACUACUUCUUCUAUGACCUGUCCUAAUACGGUUUAGUAUAAUUCAAAUUUUUCUUGUUAGCUCAAAUUCUGGUCGAUUCAAUUGAUAGAUCGCUUCCUCGUGCCCCAGAAAACGUCUCUGACGGCUAAAAAUCUAUCACCACCGGCUGCUGAAUUCGUAUUUUUAACCUCACAGCGACUAUGAGCAACACGGAUUCUAACGUAUAAUACAACAACGUAUUCCGAAACGUACGGACGUAAUCGUCAACGGAUUCAUUAGAUGCAUAUUAUUAUAUAACAUACGAUGUAUAUUAAAUUACGAAUUAUGUUUCGUAAAAAAAAAAAAGGUGUUUAGUAAAAUGUCCGUUGAAUAAUUACUCAAUUAUAGUGAAUCCCCGCGUAUUUAAUUAUAAAAUACCGAUUCGCGGUAACGGUUGAGACGAUAUUACGUUGUAAAAUAAUUUUUAUUCGAUGGGCACGUUUAUUCCAUGUUACAUAAACGGCCACACGCACGUAUUUUAUUUACACGUGCGUUACGAAUUUAAUAUAUUUAAAUCACUGAAAAGUUUUUUUUAUUUUUUUUUAUUUUUCAAUGUAAGUUAUAACUUCGACGUAAAGAAGAAAUAACUGAAGUUUAUCGUAUUCGUCGUUCGAUAAAACAUUUUCAUUUUAUUUCUGUGUAAUUAUGUACGUAUAUCUGUAUAUGUAUUAUGUAUAGGCCAUUGAUGAGAAUUCAAGUCUGUUUUUUUUUUUUUUUUUUUUUAUAGAAACUGAAUUGAGAUUUACUAUAAUAAUUAUUUUUAUUCGAUAUUAAAACUGUAGUGUAUAGUUUAUAUAAAUUCACUGCGCUUUAAUAAGAAAUAUGAAUAUAAAAUGAUAAAUAUUUGAACAUCUACUUUAAUAAUACUCGGAACCUAAGGAAAUUUUACAAGGAAUAUUAGGCAAAAAAUCAUUGGGUAUAAAUUAAAAUUGUCCACAACGAUAUUAUAAUUUUUUUUUAAAUUAAAAUUACAGUUCCUGCGCACAUUUUAAACCGUUCUCCAAUAAAACGAUUACGUUUUUACGUAGGUAUCGACGACAAAUGAUGUAGAAAUUACGAGGUGCGAUAUUCUUUCUUUCGUUGCAUAGAGGAGUAUUUAUUAUCUUUCUUUCGUUGCAUAGAGGAGUAUUCAUUAUCUACGUAUUCGUACAAAGCGUCUUAAUGCAAUAACUUUUGAACCGUACAAUAAGUGUAAGAGUUAGUUUAAUUAUUUUUAUUUAUUAAAAGAAAUGACUAACAUAGGUUUAAAUCAAGUUAUUUGCUGACGUUUGAAAUUAUUAUUAUUAUUAUUUUUUUUGUUUACUUGUUUUUAUAUUAAAGCUAUCAAAAAAAUUAACGUAGUCACGUACGAAUUAAAUUUGAACUUAGUAACUAGUAACUGACUAGGUUUGAUUUAAACACACAAACACGUAGUCACAGUAUGAACGUGGGCAAUAUUUUACGGACUGUCCAGCGGCGGCUACGUCAAUAUACUCGCUACCUAAAAUUCCGAUCGUAAAUCAUUUAGGUUUGUUAUACUUUAAUGCGCUCUUUAUUAAUUUAUUAAUACGGAUAAACUGACCACAGAUAUGCGACCGAAAACUUGGCCGCGGUUUGAUUACCCUCACAUUGUAUUAUGCUCAGGGUUUUCAAUAUUGCUAUUAUAAUGGUAUUAAAAUGUACACACCCUCAUAUUUUGCAGCGCUUUAACAGCGUUAACAGUGAAAUAUCAUUAUCAACCUGUACAAGUUGUGCACAAAUUUGAACUCGAAGAUAACCGAUUCCCGUGCAUAGGGCCAAUGUUCAAUGGAAACCACGUUAAUGACGAUCGUAUUAAAUAUUGGUACAGAACGAAUUAGAUCAUAUUUUUUUUAUCACGCUAAGGCCGUAAUAUUGCCGUGUGACUUUUGUAUGCCUAUUAAAUUUUAGCCUCGAGACAUUUUACAGGAAUCUGAAAUUAAUAGUUAACUUAAAUUAUUAAGUAUACUGAGAACAAAUUUAAGGUUCAUAAUAUAAUUUUCAACCAAAUUAAAACAAAAUCACAAAUAACGAAACUGUUAUUUACAUAAACUCUGUUCUUAAUAUUAUUACAAGUAUUAAACUACCCAAUAAUACACAAGUAAGAUAAAAUAUAUUUUUAAAAAAGAAAUUAUAUUUGAAAUUCCGAGCAACACUAUUUCUGGUAGAAAAACAUAAUUGAAAACAAAGAAACUAUUGCUCGUAAAUUUGUCUAUUUAUCCUACAGGUUUUUUCACAGUUUCUUUUUCAAUUAUUUUAAAAACUGCUAGGUAUAGCAAAAAUUGACUUUAUCGAAUUACCAGCUAGAUCAAAACGCUUUAAAUUAGUUCUAUCGCAAUUUGUUGAUUGGAGCAAGAUUUCUGAUAGAAAAGUUGUUCAAAGGUACAAAAAUCACAUACACACAUACACAUCAAUGCAAUACCAUUACAUUCUUCACUAUACUUAAAAGUGAUAUGAAAUUACACGAAUUUUCAAUGUCAAUAAUAAUAUUAGUAAAUAUUUAGAAUGCAUUAAAUGUUUCUUAAGACGGCACUCAGUAUAGGCAAAAUAAAACCGUUCGUGUUUCUUUUAAAAUGUGCAAUAUUAUAUUAAUAUUUUUGUUGUUUAAUAUUUUACUAUGUACAUCAGGAUGUUUAUGAUUUUUUUACUAUUAUGUUGACAUACAUUAAUAAAAUAACUAGGAAGCCAAUUAAACGGGAUUGUAAGCUUGGCAACCAUACAUACGUUAAUUGUAAUGUUUAAUCCAUGAAAUAUUUGUUUAUGCCAUGAAUUAUAAUAUUAUGUGACAAUAUAAAAUUAAUAAUUGAAAUUUAUCGGAAAUUGUUUCUGUAUUAUCGUUGUAUCAACAAAUAAGUUAAGACAUAAACAAAUUCGAUAUUUUGUGGUUCAAUCAAUUGACAAUUUGCCAUUUUUUGAAUAUAUACCUCAACAAUCAUACAGUUAAUGACUGUAUCUAUAGUUUAUGUAAUGUAAAUUAUAUUCAUGUAUGAACAGUUGGGACGAAGGUGAAGAAAAAGAAGAUAUAUUAUAUUAUAUGGUUAAAAUACGUGCUUUUUAAUGUUAUACCGUCAAUGAAAAAAAUUGAACAAUGCAUUUAGCGAUUUUCUCAAAAAUGUAAUUUCUUAAAUUGGAAAAAUGGCUACGUCUAAAUUACGAAACAAAAAUAAUUAUCAGAAAAAAGAAGCUAUAAUUUUGAUGGAAAUAUAUUUUGAAAAAUACGGCAUUCACACUGCGGUGUAAAAUUCAAUUUUAAAAACAAAAGUUGCGUGUGCAGUAUUAAAAUUAUGUUUUUCCGUAUUAUUUGAAAUAUUAUAAAGUGUGGGAGAAGUUAGAAUAUAUAAUGCAAAAUGUAACCAAACAAAUGAUGUGAACACGCUUAGUGAAACACCCUGUAUAUAUAUAUUUUUUAUUCUCCAGAACAUUUCGUUAUUGUCGGUGUUUAACGAACCUUGUGACGAUAUCGGGGAAUGUUAUCGGGCCGAAGAAUUACCCGAUUUUCGGGCAGAUAAUAAACUGCCUUACCAAUGCGCCUUGUACAGUUUUUGUCCUGACCCCUGUUGCCCAUUACGGCGAGUGACAGCUCCGGAAGAAUGUCAUGACGUGAAUCCGUGUCGGCACACUAUGACGGAGGCGACAGAGAAAAGUGUACGUAUAUUUUUUACGGGUAAUAAUACACAAUAUAAUAUUGGGCUCGACGAUUUUUUUGACCUCUGAUUUUAUAGCUAAGAAGCGGGGAAAUUCAAAAUACACACACAUACAAACAAAAAAAAAAAAAAAAUUACAUUUAGUAUAACUCAGGUUAAAGAUAUUAUAUGAACAAAAGUUCUAUCAGACCUUUUUUUUGUUGAUAUUUUGACGUAUUUUGCCAUGCAUAAAAUUGUCUAGUAUCUACUUUAGCUGUUACUACCAAUCCGGUAAUUCGUUGUAGGAAGAAGGAAUUUCGAUUUUCACAUUAUUCGACCCUAGUCAACAAAGUAUCGCAGUUCUGGAUGUGAAAAACAAUUGUUAAGAUUGUCGAAAAAAAAGAUUGGAUAAUUUAGUUUGCGCUAAAGUUUAAUAAUCAGUUUAACGUACGAUCCGAUUUUAAUGAUUCUACGUAAUCCCGUAACUGCCGAAUAUUAAAAUAAUCACAUUUUGAUCCGAUAAAUUAAAUAUAAAAUGUAGAUAUUUUAUUUUUAACGUUCUUUAUUUACGUUUUUUGGCUUAUUAUAACAUUAUAUAAAAAAAAGAAAAAGAUAUUCAAUUUUUUCGUAAUUAAAAAAAAAAAUAUUUUAACAGAACAAUAGUUUUGUUAAAAUUAAAUUAAAAUUAUUUCGCUUAAUAUAAUUUAUUAUUACGCGAUGAAUUUGUAUAUUUUUAUUUCAAUUCGUAUUAUAAUAUUUUACGCAUUACUAGUAUUUCUAUAGUGUAAUUCAUAUUGUUUUCGAAAUGAAAUAGUGUUCGUUCAAAUUAUAAAUUAAAAUCGCUUACGAUUUCUAUACGAGGUGUAAAGCAGCUGAAUUGAAAACGUGUUAUUGUAAAAUACCAUUCGUAUUUUGAUCUCGAAAAAUACCAACUAAUAUAUAUAUAUAUAUUUUUGUUAAUAGUUAUGCACAUAGUUAUUUAAAAAAAAAAAAAAUCGCGUUUUCCUACGGCUUGUUUGCCUAAUGUAACACAACGACUUGCGUCGGUCUAUUUUAAUUUUCAGACGUGUUUUCUCGAAAAACUUACUGUUUAAACUUAUACUGCUAGGUAUUAUUGAUGUUGUAAUAAUUUUUCCCCGGUGUAGUUUGAAUGUAGAGAUUUCAUGAGUAUUUCCUUCAACACGCAACAGAAAAGUUACCGGUAUACGUAAACAAUGUUUUGCGUGCCGCGUAGUCGGGAACACUUAGUACACAAUAUUCAUGCGACCUUUUUAACGUACACCUACAACCGUUGUAUUAUAUCUCGUAGGAGAACAAACAAGACUAUAUUAUUAUUAUUAUUAUAACUGUUACAACAAUGUCUAAAAAAUUCGUGUUUCAUCUUUCCCGUGGGCAGUGUAAGUUCGUUCGAAAUCAAAACACACGGUUACCGUCGGUCAUUUAUAAUGAAUGGAAUGUUUCGUGCGCUUGUACCGCCGGAUAUGAAUACGAUUCGAGGUUAGAACGUAAUAAUAUCGUGUCAAAUAUAAUAUAUUUAUGAAAUAAUAGUAGUUAUUUAUUUAUAUCGAUUCCGCAUGCGCCGAAACCUGACGUGUUUCGGUAAGUCUUCGGCGAUAGCGCGCGGCGCAUAAAAAGUAAUCCUUACCGCGGAUUCGAUAACCGCCUGGGAUUUUAGCCAAGUCUCGUUGCUCCUGGAACGAAAAAAUAAUAAUAAUCACUUAUAUUCUUUUAGUAAUUACUAAUUAAUAAUCAACAGUACAUUUUAAUUAGUAAUUAUGUACUUUUAUAUAAAAAAUAAGCCGUGCUAGGAUGAUGGGGACGGACGCAACCGCUGUUAUCGGCAAUUCAAUGUAUAUCUGUAAGCAGUGAUCAACCAGUGCUAACGAUUCUGAGCGGAUUUCAUUAAACAGUGUUGCAUUGUCAUAUAACUGUAAAAUAAUGACGUUUACGUUGUAUUUUUGCUUUGAUAAUAAUUGUUUAAUAUUGUACCUACAUUCCCGUUUUUCCUCAGGUUUUUUCCAUUUGUUUGAAAAAAUUCUAGAAUAUGAAAAAAUAAACUCUCUAAAGUACCGUACCAGUAAGAUUUUCUUUCGGAAAAAGUGUUAUAAUUUCAAAUCGGAGACAAAUUGCUGAUAAAAAAGUUGUUUACAGUAAAAAAAAAAAACCAAAUAAACAUCUCUGUAAAACCAAUACAUUCCUACAUUCAACCAAUUUAUCGCUCCGCUCAGAAUCUUAACAAAUAAUAAUAAAACCAUAUUUCAAAAACAAUCUUCCUAGUUUUUCACCACUCUCGCAAUCGCGUAUUCGGGUUCGUGCUCCUCUCCCGUACCGUAUAAUACAUUGACAUUAUGAAUUUUGUUAUCGCUUGUUCGUAGUUUUGUUUUAUUAAUAUUAUUAUUAUUAUUUUUUUUUUGUUAAUCAGGUAUGGCGCGUGUAUCGAUAUAAACGAAUGCGCAACGGUUUCGGACAUCUGUGACAAAAAUUCGGAGAUCUGUAUAAAUCUACGGGGACACCACAAGUGCAUUUGUCGCUGGGGAUUCACGUGGUCAACGGACCAACGAAUCUGCGUAACGGAUACGGCAGUGAAAAGAGCGGAAAUCCGGUCAGUAACUUGGGACGUUGUAUUCCAACCCUACAUACGUGUAGUAACUAACGCUAAACAUGAUUUAUUGUUUCAAGCACACCUAUACUAAAAUACACGUGCUAUAAUUUCUCAAUAAUAUGUCGCGUUGUUAAUACUUAUUUUAUUAUUAUCGUGUCGUGCUAUCUAAAUUAAUUCAAUAUAUUUCAACACGUAUAUUGGAAAAUAAAUUCGGGGCGUUUGGUAACUUUCGUUUGGUGAUUUAUUACGUUAAAGUCCCCGAACGUAUAAAUUAUCAUUUUUCGUGAAAAUCCGUUUCAGUUUCAGUUCUUUGCACUUUAACAUUUCCUAUUGUAUUAAAUAUAAAUGUUUGAAAUGAUACUAAACUGUCGUGACCUCGUAAUGCAAUUUUCACGCCAUCAUCAUUCUGGUGAAUAAAUUAAAUACUUGACGAAGUAGAUAAUUUGAUCUAAUCUUUUUCAACGUAUAUGUGAAUAAUAAAAAAAUAAAAAAAACAAAAAUUUAACUGUGAAUAACAGAAAAUCCAAUUUCAUUGUGUUUAGUGUGGUACAACUUUAUAAUAAGCAGAUAGCUUCGUUAUUUUAUAUCAGAAUCAAUUUGGAUUUAGUAUUUUAUAUACUGAGCGAAGCGAGAAAUGUUUUGGUUUUACAAUGAUGUUUAUUUUUUUUAUACUGUGACCAACUAUUCUACCAGUAAUCUUGCUCCGAUGUAUCAAGCAUUGCAGAUUUUUUUAAAGUAAAUUUUGUUUAUACGGUACUAAGUGGUAAUUAUUUUAUUUUUCAAUCAGUUUUUAUAAUAUUUGAGAAAAUCGGGGAAAAAACGUAGGCAUACACGGAAAAUAUGUUUACAGCAAGCCCGGUUGAUGAUUUUAUAUUUUUGUUAUUUAUGUUUUCUACCAAAAAUAUUCCUCCAAUAUCAAAAUGGACAGGAGAUCAUUUUCAUUAAAUUUUUAACUUAAUUAGGUAAUUAAAAUAGUUGUUUUUUUAUUUUCCCUAUAGUUUUUUUUUUUUAAUAAUUGAGCAUAAUCAAAAAAAAAAAAACAUGAUAAUUUAGUAGUAGUAAAGUAUAUCGCUUUUUCCGAAAGGAAAUAUGAUUGGGAUGGUACUUUAGGUUAGGUACUUCGAUGGUACUUUAAAACCAACUCUAUAAUGCAAUAUACAUUAAAUUUAAAAUAAUAUUCAAAAUGUCGUCGGAGUUUAAUUUAUAUUGUUUUAUUUUUUAUUUUUUUAGAUUUGCAUCGCGUAAUGAUUUCAAUAGUGUAAAAACAUCCACGUCUAUUGCCGCUAGUACUAAUUCGAUUUGGACUAUUGUCAAAAACAUCUGGCACAGACACUCACCGAGUUUGUUCCGUUCUGGAUCAUAA